Molecule: messenger RNA, 1647 nt
Organism: Puccinia triticina
Lineage: Eukaryota; Fungi; Basidiomycota; Pucciniomycetes; Pucciniales; Pucciniaceae
Exons: 2
Coding region: 1-1647 (548 amino acids)
Source: RefSeq, a predicted model, not a curated record
AUGCACGCCGACCUCGCCAGGCUCCAGGCCAUCUUCGCCCAGCCGGAGUCCGUCGCCGGCCUCGAGAAGUUCACCGAGAUCGUCUACCGGCCAUCGCCGACGAUGCUCGCCACCCUCCUCACCCUCUUCGCCCAGGCCGGCCAGCAGCAGCAGCCCGCCACUGCCAGCCAGCUCCACGCCAACCCACUCUUCAUCCUCCUCCUCAUCAAGCGCAUCCUCACCUUCGCAGACCCCAUCGCACCCCACCAGCCACCCAGAAACACCCUCAGCCACCACUUCCACCAGCUCUUCCUGCCCAUCUUCACCGAACACUUGCACCAAUCUAACAGCCCUGCCAUCACUAGAAACUUCACCAUCUGUAUCGCCAAGCUGGCCUCCAGAUUACUGCCCCUCUCCUUCCAGGCUAACAGUAGCACCGGAGACCCUCUCGCCGCCCUCCUACUCCACGACCCACUCCAGCACCCCGCCCAUCUCGUCGCCGUCAGAGAUAUCGUAACCAAGCUUCAGAAAUCCAACUCCAUCAAUUCAGCCUAUCUUCUCCACCAGGUCACCCAGAAACACCUCCAGAGUCUCCUGCUCGUCUACCAGCACCUCACCACGGCCAUCCAGGACAUCUGGACCGGCAGUGCGGAUCAGAGGGUGGCUGAGGAAGAGAAGCAGCAGAAGUACGCGCGCGGCCACGCGUCGCUGCACGUGCUGCUGAAGAUCCUCAGGACCGUCGUGCCCUCGCUCGUCGAGCUCGGCCAGCAGGCCGUCUUCGCCCAAUACACGCCCGCCCUCCUGGCCGACUUCCAAGCCGCCCUGGACAUCCAGCUCGCCCAGCCUCUCCCCCUGUCCCGCGCGCUGCCCGCCUACGGAACACUCUUCCUCCUCCUCCAGCCCCAUCUCCCCCCGGAGAUCUCCGACCAGCUGCUGGCCACUUACCUCAAGAUCCUCAAGUUGGCAGCCCACUCCCUCAUCCCCGCCUCCUCCCCCGACCAUCGCCUGCUCUGCGCGCUCCAUCCGAUCCUCGUCCAGGCGCUCAAGCUGCUCAACAGCGCCGCCAAUCCCUGGAACUGCUACUGCGUCCCAGGCACGGACCCGACCUCAUCGACUAGGAGCCUCUUGGACGGGCUGGGCGCCGAGGAGGCCGCACGCUUGGUUACAAUCGUCCAGCCGUUCGUCGCGCUCGACUUGCGCGCCAUCGUUGGCGAAGGCGACGAGCCCGUGUGGCACCCUUCCUCUUCUUCUUCCUCUGAAGACGAGGACGACGACGGUAAGGUGUAUGAGGACGGAGAAGAUGGUGAGGAUGAGGAGGAGGGCGACGGGAGUGGGGAAGACACGCAGUCGUUGGAGAUGGAGAUAGAAGUCGAAGAGCUCAACACCCCCGCCGGCGGCCAAUCGAUCAACCUCCCUCUCAGCGAGGGCGACGACCAUCUCAGCUGGCCCGACCCACACACCGCACCCGCCCUGCUUGCCGAGAAAGCGCGAUCCUUAGUCUACCUGGACCAGCCUCACAGUGCACCGCCCGCCGCGACCCCCGCGUUCGGCCACCAAUGGCACCGGCUCCCUCCAUCGGACGCAUGUCGGGCGAGGAAGAAGGACCUGUUGCAGCGCGAGGCCAAGGCUUUGCUUGCCGCGCUGAAGGCCUCAAUCCCCGACGCGUGA